AAUCGUAAAUAUUGAAGUUGGCAUCAGCAAAUCUGAAAUGAUGGAAAUGGUGAGGAAGAUGUUUAAAUGCCUUCCUGAGCAGGUGAUGUCCAUCAGCACUGGACACAGGUGUUACUACCUCAUUGGGAGCAGCAGGCAGGAAACAGAGGACUGGGUCACUGUGCUAUCUUCAGUCUGCAAGGAGGCGAAAAGUGGUGGACGCUGCCCUCAGAACCAAGAUCUUCCGAAUUCAGAAGUCAGAAGCCGGACUUCCUCUUUGCCACUGUUCUUAAAUUCUAUAGAUAUGACGAGUUUCCUGGAAAGGCAGAGAUGCCAGAAGGAGAAUGGUUCCUCAGAAGGCAAGAACAGGCCUAAGUCAGAUCCUGGCCCUCAUCAGGCUCAGUGUGACUCACCAAGAGGAGUUUUUCCAAGUCUGGAUAAAACUCCAGAAAAGUGUGAGGAAAAUCUGCCGUCGUCAGAUACAGAUGAAGACAUCAAAAAGGAUGAAGCUUAUUACCAAACUCCCAGUAAUAUUUUAGCAAAGUGGAAUACUGAGGUACCAAAGCCUGACCCUACAGCUGGGUUUGAUGCGCAAGAGAAACCAGUGCAGACGAACCCAGUACAGGAGAACAUUUAUAUGCCAAUGAAAUCACUUAGGUUGCUGGAUGAGAGCUGCCAGCUCACAUGCAGACAUGAUGGGCUCCCAUCUCCUCCCAAACGCCAGGACAAUAGCACAUGUCCAGGAGACUUGGAAGCAAAAAAAGACCUAAAAUUCCCAGAAAGCAGCGCCAGCAGCCUCCAGAAAAAGCAAAAUUCAUCACCACUGUCAGUGGUUCAGUUGUCUAUACUGCUCAGCCAAAUUAAAGAUGAGACCCAGCUGCAGAAGUUGGAUAUUUUCGUCCCCUUGGCUGAUAUUAACACUUACCUAAAACUUACUGAAGCAGCAGGACAAAUAUGUGUCUCCCAGUGGACUGGUCCUCACCAAGUGGGAUGUUUGUUUAACCACGGGGACCAUAUAGUGGCUGUGAAUGAUCUGCAACCCAGGAACGUGGAGGAGGCUUACUUCUUCAUCAGCAGGUCCACCAGAAAGGAGGUGAAGCUUACUGUUUGUAGGAUUCCACAUUCAGAUAUCUUCCAUGUUAAAGGCUGCUCAUGUUCCUGA
Nestor notabilis (Kea) is the source of this 1141-nucleotide messenger RNA. It is a transcript of the gene PLEKHS1, whose product is annotated as pleckstrin homology domain containing, family S member 1. The transcript has 10 exons. NCBI's taxonomy places the organism in Eukaryota, Metazoa, Chordata, Aves, Psittaciformes, Psittacidae. The record is from RefSeq and is a predicted model, not a curated record. The annotation marks the transcript as partial.